GUUGUCGAAAACAACUCUACAACUAGCCAAGAAACCCUUAGGUAUAGGAAAGGAUACUAUUCUGUGUGACAUUUCCACUAGUACUCCUCGCCCCAUCGUGCCUAAAAGUUAUCGCCGUAACGUCUUCAAUACGUUGCAUGGCUUAUCCCAUCCAGGUAUUCGAACUACUGUCAAACUCGUAACUAGUAGGUUUUGCUGGCCUGGUAUUAACAAGGAAGUAAGGGAAUGGGCACAGACGUGCUUAGCUUGCCAAAAGUGCAAGGUAAUAAGACACACUAAAAGCCCCCUUGGCACUUUUCUUAUCCCUGAUGCCCGUUUCGAACACGUCCAUGUAGAUUUAGUUGGCCCCCUUCCAGAAUCUCAUGGAUACACCUAUAUGUUAACCUGCAUCGAUCGCUUCACACGAUGGCCUGAAGCAGUACCCAUCAAGGAUAUAUCUGCUGAAACUGUCGCACGCGUCUUUGUAGAGAGAUGGAUCGCAAACUUUGGAUGCCCAUCUUCCAUAACAACUGAUCGUGGGCGGCAAUUCGAAAGCGGUUUAUUCUUCGCUUUGACUAAAAUCCUUGGUUGCAUGCGUUUUCGAACGACAGCCUACCAUCCUCAAGCGAAUGGUAUGGUAGAACGUCUACACAGACAGUUGAAAGCUGGUUUAUCAGCUGCAAAUAACACCCACUGGACUGAAUCCCUUCCGUUAGUUCUCCUAGGGAUACGAAACGCCUUAAAAACCGAUGCUGGUUGUACUACCUCUGAGCUAGUAUAUGGCACAACACUACGACUGCCAGGUGAGUUUGUUUCUCCCUCGAGCUUCCCACCAGUAGUAGAUCACUCCUCAUACGUCAGCAGGCUUACAAACGCUAUGCGUUCAGUUAAACCUGCUCCCCUCCGACCACAGUCCAUUGAUGUUUUUGUUCACCCUUGUUUAAAAACUUCUUCACAUGUAUUUGUUCGUCGCGACUCGGUACGUCGUCCUCUAGAACCCCCGUAUGACGGACCAUAUAAAGUGAUUAAACGUAUGGAUAAAUUCUUCGUUUUAGACAAAAAAGGCCGCGAAGACACCGUCAGUAUCGACCGUCUGAAACCAGCUUACUUGGAAGGUAACCCCAUUAGCCUGGAGCUAAACGUACCCGAUAAUUCACAAGUUAUUGAAUCUACUUCAGUCUUCGAAGAACUCCCUAGCACGGCGAAAGCCACCGAAACUUCGGUCGAUAACUCUAAGAAAACGCGUUCUGGACGUCACGUUAGAUUUCCAGAAUACCUUCACACCUAUCUCACAUAACUGAGUGACACAUCAAUUUUU
Trichobilharzia szidati is the source of this 1297-nucleotide messenger RNA. The record is from the annotation of a GenBank genome assembly. NCBI's taxonomy places the organism in Eukaryota, Metazoa, Platyhelminthes, Trematoda, Strigeidida, Schistosomatidae.